Messenger RNA from Aplosporella prunicola CBS 121167, 1476 nucleotides. RefSeq lists its product as uncharacterized. Gene Ontology annotation, cellular component: TRAPPIII protein complex. Bases 14 to 1003 code for a protein of 329 amino acids. The transcript has 3 exons. Lineage: Eukaryota; Fungi; Ascomycota; Dothideomycetes; Botryosphaeriales; Aplosporellaceae. The record is from RefSeq and is a predicted model, not a curated record.
GUCCUACCCUGCCAUGGCUCACCAGAGCGCCCUCUCGACCAGCGAGGGUUUGAAGGGGCCGCACACAGUCAGCUUGAAGGUAUUGCGGCUCUCGCGGCCCUCGUUGGCGCAUAGCUUCCCUCUCCCGCAGCCGACUGCUCCCGACGACCUGACUAUCUCUCCCAAGGCCUCCUUGGCUUACCCGACCGCCGACACCGAAGAUCCAUUCAUCAUCUCCCCGCUGUUGAAGCUUCCAGAGGCAUUCGGUAGCGCCUAUGUGGGCGAAACCUUCUCAUGCACACUGUGCGCAAACAAUGAGAUCCCAGAGGGCGACAAGAGCCGAGCCAUCAGCGGUGUAAGGAUCGUUGCAGAUAUGCAAACGCCCUCGCAGCCGGACGGCGUACCGCUGCAGCUCUCCCCAGACGACCAGAACCAGGACCGGCAACCCGGGCUGGAGUCAGGGCAAUCGCUGCAGAAAAUCAUAGCGUUUGAACUGAAAGAGGAGGGCUCACACACGCUUGCAGUCACGGUGUCGUACACGGAGACGCAGCUGGCCGGAGAGGGUAGAGCGGCUGGUGGGCGUGCAAGGACAUUUAGGAAGCUGUAUCAGUUUGUGGCGCAGCAACUGAUCAGUGUCAAGACCAAGACGAGCGAGUUGUCUGGAAAGGGUGGUCUGAACAAGUUUGUGCUGGAGGCUCAAUUGGAGAACUUAGGCGAAGCAAACCUAAGUCUCGAGCCUGUCAUCGUCCAUGCCGAAACCCCUUUCAAGUCGCUGUCUCUGAACCAGCCUCUCAAUGCUACUAGGGAGGAUCCGGCCCAUCUUCCAGUGCUGGGACCGGGAGAUGUUCUGCAGGUCAUGUUCCUUUUGGAGCAACAGGAAGGCGCCCCGGAGGCAGAGAUUCCCCCGGCGGCGAAGGCAGCGGGUAGACGCAUGCUGGUUCGGAGCUUGUUCGUGCAGUGGCGCAGCGCACUCGGCGGGCGUGGUUCAUUGAGGAUCGGGCCAUUGUUUACUCGGCCUCGAUGAAGCAAGCAAGCAAGCAAGCAAUGAAAAGUCAAGCCCCUGAGGAGGCGAAAGAAGCAAAAGAAGCGAAAGCAAUGCACAUACACACACACACAUACACACGCACACAUACACAGAUGUACCCCCACCCCCUCCCCGGGCCCCCCCGAGGGAUUGGGAGAGGAUACAUGGGACAUGGGACCCCUGGAAUGGGUGUUGCAGAAGACGAGGGAGGUGAUGCAGCGAGUGUCUUGUGGUAGCGUGCCGAUGGCGUCGGGCGGUGGCGUUUUGGCAGCAGGGCUUUGUGGCUUGGGAGAUCAGUCCGGGGAGGGAUAUUGCGUCAACGCAGCGAUUGGCAGUAGGAGAGUAGGAUGGCACGGAUUCGUUUGAGCGAGACAAAUAUAGGCGGCGUGAUUGCAAUUGGCAACGAGGGCCCCUUUUCGCGAUAGCAGCAGUGCUAUAGCCGGGAGGAAGUGAGGUUGGGACCCUGCAUGGAC